AGGCGGGGCUGUGAAUGCAUUGUUUUGGAGCCGUCUGAAAUGAUUGUGGUCGAUUAUAUGGAUGAAAAUGAAGAGUAUUUUCAGCGCCAAGCUUCUCAUAGGCAGUCGCGAAGAAGAUUUAGGAAAAUCAACCAAAAAGGGGAGCGCCAGACGAUUAUUGACACUGUUGAUCCCUAUCCUGUGGGGAAACCACCUCUGCCUAGAGGCUACCACACGCUUCCUGCAGAUUUCACAAAGCUGCACCUUACUGACAGUCUCCACCCACAGGUGACCCACGUUUCGUCGAGUCACUCAGGAUGUAGCAUCACUAGUGAUUCGGGAAGCAGCAGCCUUUCUGAUAUCUACCAGGCUACAGAAAGUGAGGCUGGUGAUAUGGAUCUCAGUGGGUUGCCAGAGACAGCAGUGGAUUCGGAGGAUGACGAUGACGAAGAAGAUAUUGAAAGGGCAUCGGAUCCUUUGAUGAGUAGGGAUAUUGUUAGAGACUGCCUGGAGAAAGACCCGAUAGACAGGACGGAUGACGACAUUGAGCAACUCCUGGAAUUCAUGCAUCAGCUGCCGGCCUUCGCCAACAUGACCAUGUCGGUGAGGAGAGAGCUCUGUGCCGUGAUGGUGUUCGCGGUGGUGGAGAGAGCGGGGACCAUCGUGCUCAACGAUGGCGAGGAGCUGGAUUCCUGGUCAGUCAUUUUGAAUGGUUCUGUGGAGGUGACAUAUCCUGAUGGAAGAACAGAGAUACUGUGCAUGGGAAACAGUUUUGGUGUUUCCCCUACCAUGGARAAGGAAUAUAUGAAAGGAGUGAUGAGAACCAAAGUGGAUGAUUGCCAGUUUGUUUGUAUAGCCCAGCAAGAUUAUUGCCGCAUCCUCAAUCAAGUGGAAAAGAACAUGCAGAAGGUGGAAGAGGAAGGGGAGAUUGUGAUGGUGAAGGAGCACAGGGAGCUUGAUCGCACGGGAACGAGGAAAGGUCACAUUGUCAUCAAGGGAACAGCUGAAAGGCUAACAAUGCAUCUGGUGGAGGAACACUCUGUGGUAGACCCAACGUUUAUAGAAGAUUUCCUACUGACCUAUCGGACCUUUCUCUCCAGCCCCAUGGAAGUGGGCAAGAAGUUGUUGGAGUGGUUCAAUGACCCCAGCCUCAGGGAUAAGGUUACACGGGUAGUAUUGUUGUGGGUGAACAAUCACUUCAAUGAUUUUGAAGGAGAUCCUGCUAUGACUCGAUUUCUGGAGGAAUUUGAGAACAACUUGGAGAGAGAGAAAAUGGGUGGACACUUGAGGCUGUUAAAUAUUGCUUGUGCUGCUAAAGCUAAACGAAGAUUGAUAACCUUAACGAAGCCAUCUCGAGAAGCCCCUUUGCCUUUUAUUUUGCUGGGAGGGUCGGAAAAGGGAUUUGGAAUCUUUGUGGACAGUGUAGAUUUUGGAAGCAAAGCGACGGAAGCGGGCUUGAAACGUGGAGACCAGAUACUGGAAGUGAAUGGUCAAAACUUCGAAAACAUUCAGCUAUCAAAAGCCAUGGAAAUUCUUAGAAAUAACACUCAUCUGUCUAUCACUGUGAAAACCAAUUUAUUUGUUUUUAAGGAACUUUUAGCACGGUUGUCAGAGGAUAAGAGAAAUGGUGCUCCCCAUUUGCCUAAAAUUGGUGAUAUUAAAAAGGCAAGUCGUUACUCCAUCCCAGACCUCGCUGUUGAUGUGGAGCAGGUAAUAGGACUAGAAAAAGUAAAUAAGAAAAGUAAAGCCAACACAGUUGGGGGAAGAAACAAAUUGAAGAAGAUCCUUGACAAGACUAGAAUCAGUAUCCUGCCUCAGAAACCAUACAACGACAUUGGAAUUGGGCAGUCCCAGGACGACAGCAUCGUGGGGCUGAGGCAGAGCAAGCACAUCCCCCCCGCCCUGCCCGUGAGCGGCACCCUCUCAUCCAGCAACCCCGACCUGCUGCAGUCUCAUCACCGCAUCCUGGACUUCAACACGACGCCUGAUUUACCAGACCAGGUGCUGAGGGUUUUCAAGGCGGACCAGCAAAGCCGCUACAUCAUGAUCAGCAAGGACACGACAGCCAAGGAGGUGGUGGUGCAGGCCAUGCGGGAGUUUGCCCUCACGGCCAGCGCCGAGGCCUACUCGCUGUGCGAGGUCUCCGUCACGCCGGAGGGCGUCAUCAAGCAGCGGCGCCUUCCCGACCAGCUCUCCAAGCUGGCAGACAGGAUACAGCUCAGUGGCAGGUAUUACCUGAAGAACAACAUGGAAACAGAAACGCUUUGUUCCGAUGAAGAUGCUCAAGAGUUGCUAAGGGAAAGCCAAAUUUCCCUGCUACAGCUCAGUACUGUUGAGGUGGCCACUCAACUCUCCAUGAGAAACUUUGAGCUCUUCCGUAAUAUUGAACCUACGGAAUAUAUAGAUGACUUAUUUAAACUGAAAUCAAAAACAGGUUGCAUGAAUCUGAAGAAGUUUGAAGAAGUGAUAAAUCAAGAAACUUUCUGGGUAGCUUCUGAGAUUCUGAGAGAAACCAACCAGCUAAAAAGGAUGAAGAUCAUUAAGCAUUUCAUUAAGAUAGCACUCCACUGCAGAGAAUGCAAGAACUUCAACUCAAUGUUUGCUAUCAUCAGUGGCCUGAACUUGGCACCAGUUGCACGGCUCCGAACUACCUGGGAAAAACUUCCAAGCAAGUAUGAGAAACUUUUUCAAGAUCUGCAGGACUUGUUUGAUCCAUCUAGGAACAUGGCAAAAUAUCGUAAUGUCCUGAACAGCCAAAACCUACAGCCCCCGAUUAUUCCUCUCUUUCCAGUUAUCAAAAAAGACCUUACAUUCCUUCAUGAAGGAAAUGAUUCCAAAGUGGAGGGCCUGGUCAACUUUGAGAAGCUGCGGAUGAUUGCAAAAGAAAUUCGCCAUGUUGGUCGCAUGGCAUCUGUUAACAUGGACCCUGCUUUAAUGUUCAGGACCAGGUCCCUGAGCCAAGGCAGCACAAACGCGGCCGUGCUGGACGUCGCGCAGGCAGGAGGGCAUAAAAAGCGGGUCCGUCGCAGCUCCUUCCUUAAUGCCAAAAAGCUUUACGAAGAUGCUCAGAUGGCCCGGAAAGUGAAGCAGUAUCUCGCAAACUUGGACCUGGAGAUGGAUGAGGAGAGCCUCCAGACGCUGUCUCUGCAGUGCGAGCCUGCUACCAACACACUACCCAAAAACCCAGGAGACAAACGAUCCGGGAAAUCUGAGACGUCGCCGGUGGCACCCCGGGCAGGACUCCAGCAGAAGGUGCAGCAGCAGCAGCAGCAGCAUAAAGUGAACCARGCACUGCAGGUCCCUGCUGUUUCUCUUUACCCUUCCCGCAAGAARGUGCCGGUGAAAGACCUCCCUCCCUUUGGCAUUAACUCCCCACAAGCUUUAAAGAAAAUUCUGUCAUUAUCCGAAGAAGGAAGCUUGGAACGUCACAAGAAACAAUCCGAUGACACAGUAUCAAGUGCAUCCUCACAGCUCUCUUCUCCUCCCACCUCACCACAGAGUUCUCCAAGGAAAGGCUACACCUUGGCUCCCAGUGGCACGGUGGAUAACUUUUCCGACUCCGGCCACAGUGAAAUUUCUUCCAGAUCUAGUAUUGUCAGCAACUCCUCUUUUGACUCCAUGCCAGUCGCCCUGCAUGAUGAGAGGAGACAGAGACACUCUGUCAGCAUCGUGGAGACGAACCUUGGCGUGGGCAGGAUUGACAGAAGAAUCAUGAUUGAACCAGAUCAAUACAGCUUAGGCUCGUACGCGCCGCUGUCGGAGAGCAGAGGCCUGUACGCCGGCGCCACGGUGCUCUCCUCGCCCAGCACGGAGGAGCUCUCGCAGGACCAGGGCGACAGAGCUUCCCUGGACGCCGCCGACAGCGGCCGCGGCAGCUGGACUUCUUGCUCGAGCGGCUCUCACGACAACAUACAGACCAUCCAGCACCAGAGGAGCUGGGAGACGCUGCCUUUUGGACACACUCAUUUCGAUAGCUCGGGCGACGGGGCCGGACUGUGGGCCUCGGGCAGCCCCAUGGACCAGCUGAUGUUCCCCGAUCAUGGCACAAAGUAUGGCAGGCAAAGCCAAGGUAGGGAGGGCCUUGAUCAAGCACAGUCCAGAGCGAGCUGGGCAUCCUCAACAGGCUACUGGGGCGAGGACUCGGAAGGUGAUACAGGUACCAUAAAGCGGAGGGGUGGGAAGGAUGUUUCCAUGGAAGCUGAAACCAGUAGUCUAACAUCCGUAACCGCGGAGGAGGCCAAGCCAGCUCCCGUGCCCGCUCAUAUAGCAGUCUCAUCGAGUAGUACAAAGGGGCUUGCACGAAAAGAGGGUCGGUAUCGGGAACCACCCCCAACUCCUCCUGGUUAUGUGGGAAUACCUAUUGCUGAGUUUGCUGAAGGGGUUGGUCAUCCAGCCAGAAAGCCUCCAGAUUACAACGUGGCCCUUCAGAGGUCCAGGAUGGUGGCACGGACGUGCGAGACCCACGGGACUUCGGCUCCGCAGCAGCAGCCGCACGGCCAAUCCGCUGGCAGGCUGGUGAACAARCCCCAGUGGCAUAAACCAAAUGAGUCAGAUCCACGUCUUGCUCACUAUCAGUCUCAAGGGUUUUCCACAGAGGAAGAUGAAGAUGAACAAGUCUCAGCUGUCUAAGACUUGGGACUUUUCUGGAUCCAGAGUGAGCCACCUUAAAGGAGAGCACAAGAAGACGUCCCUAGAAUAGGCGCCUUGGAACUAUAGUUAAAGGAUGGUGGACCCAUUUGCCUCCUUCCCUGCCUUAAAGCAGCAUGGGGCUUCUUCCUCUGCCCCUUCCCUCCUGCCCCUCUCCCCUUGCAUGUGAAAUACUGUGAAGAAAUCGCCCUGGCACUUUUCGAACUGUGUUGCUUGAAAUGCACAGUGCAGCAGUCUCCGAGCUACCACUGGCGCUCUCCGCCACGUCACACAGUAUCAUUCCAAAUCCCAAGAUCAUCACAUCAGGAUGAUUAACUCUGGCUGCACUUCCCAAUGCUUGGAAGGGUUUAAAAAAAAAAAAAAUCUUCCUUUUAGAUUUUUGUCACGCUCCUAGCGCGUGCUCUCAUCGGGAUAACGAGGUGGGCUGGCUCUCGACUUGCAUCCGGCCUUUUUACCUGCGGAGAGAGGAGCGCCCGAGGAGGUGGCUUCCUCCCCGCCGCGUGCGCACAGCACAGCGCAGCCCAGCGUGGUCACCCGCAGGGUUGGGGGGCAGCAUUCCCAGCGCCCCAGAGCGCCCCCAGGCCGGGAUCCGCGCAGGAGGAGACGCCGGGAUCCGGCAGUAGGGCCUGGUUUGAGGGCAGCACUCCCUGCCUGCGUGCCAGCCAAGGAAGCCGGUGCCCCGCUCCACUCGGCGUGYGGCCUCCCCUUCCCAGCGAGGCGGGCCGCACCCCCACCUUUAAGUUAUAUAUGUAUUUUUUUUAUUUUUAUUAUUGUUAUUGUUAUUUUUUACCUUGCAAAGUAGUCAUUGAAAGGAAAAGUUAACUGGAUAACGUUGCAGUGAAGGCAAGUUGGGAUGUCACGGCUCGUGUCAGCUGAGAAUGCUGACCUGGUAACCUCCACCUAUUGACUCUGGCAUUAGGGAACAAACAAGCCUUUAAAACGGUGACAAAUAACAAGAAAUGCCAGCCCUUGCAAUGCAGAAAUAGUCACAACUGUUACUGGCUUCAUGGAACACUGCAUGUGUAGAGAAGGCCAAUGUGUAGCAACCACCUGCUCACAGCUGCUAUUAACCCUAUAUUGACUGAAAUGACCCUCCCCUCUAUUUUUGUGUUGUUUUUGCACAGACUCCGGAAAAGUGAAGGCUGCCAAUCCGAGUAGUACUCAAAUGUGAGGAACUGCUGGUCUUGGAAUUUUUUUUUUUCCAUUGAACUCAGCUGAUCAUAUUGAUCAGUAGAUAAACGUAAAUAGCUUCAACUUUUAAAGAUCAAAUUGCAGUGUUUUUUCACUGUAUCAAACAAAUGUCAGUGCUUUAUUUAAUUCUCUCUCCUGUAAUCAUAGCUUAUGUCUAUUUGCUUAUAUAUCACAUUGUCAAUUAUGCAUUUGUAAUUUUACAUGUAAUAUGCAUUAUUUGCCAGUUUUUAUUCUCUAGGCUAUGGACCUCAUGUGCAUAUAGAAAUACAAAAUCCUAGCUYUAUCACAAGUUGCACAAAUGUUAUAUAAGCAUUAAGUAAUGGUAGACCAUAGGAYUGCUAAUCUCAGUUCGCUCUGUGAUGUCAAGUGCAGAAUGUACA
This is a messenger RNA of Nothoprocta perdicaria, 6197 nucleotides long. It is a transcript of the gene RAPGEF2, whose product is annotated as Rap guanine nucleotide exchange factor 2. NCBI's taxonomy places the organism in Eukaryota, Metazoa, Chordata, Aves, Tinamiformes, Tinamidae. Gene Ontology annotation, molecular function: protein binding; guanyl-nucleotide exchange factor activity. The transcript has 24 exons. The coding region runs from base 40 to 4608 and encodes 1522 amino acids. Gene Ontology annotation, biological process: small GTPase-mediated signal transduction; positive regulation of ERK1 and ERK2 cascade. The record is from RefSeq and is a predicted model, not a curated record.